CAUGUCAUCCGGCUGGCAUGUUGAAACUAACGUUUAGUACUUUAGCAAGUUAACGUUAGCUAGUAAGCUUUAUAGUCAGCUCCCAGGUGAUUUCUGCUCGCAAAUUAGAAGACAAAUGUUCUUUAUUGAAAUGCAUUCAUUGGCUGUGUGUCUCAGUCUUGUUGUUCCUGGUGUGAGGUCAUUUCGAGAACGUGAACGAAACAAUUAGUAUAGCUAGGAAUCUGGAGAGCUGGGAGCAUUAAGCAGUCCGCCAUGCACUUCGGGCAAAGGGGGGUGAAUAUUCUCUUGAGCCAUGUUAUAGAAGACUAUUGGGUUGUAGGACUGUAUGAGGAGGCCUCUGUGUUUCUCUAGAGGCAGAGAGGAUCGCUGCUGCUAUUUGGAGCCAUGGAGAAGAUGUCGCGGGUAACCACAGCCCUGGGCAGCAGUGCCAUAAGCGGACGCACCAUGUUCUGCCACCUGGACGCGCCCGCCAACGCCAUCAGCGUGUGCCGCGAUGCCACACAGGUGGUGGUGGCCGGCCGCAAUAUCUUCAAGAUCUACGGCCUGGAGGAGGAGCAGUUUGUGGAGAAGCUCAACCUGCGCGUGGGCCGCAAGCCCUCGCUCAACUUCAGCUGCGCCGACGUCAUGUGGCACCAGAUGGAGGAGAACCUGCUGGCCACGGCUGCCACCAACGGGGCGGUAGUCACCUGGAACCUGGGCAAGCCGUCGCGCAACAAGCAGGACCAGCUGUUCACCGAGCACAAGCGCACGGUCAACAAGGUGUGCUUCCACCCCACGGAAGUCUACAUGCUGCUCAGUGGCUCCCAGGACGGCUACAUGAAGUGCUUCGACCUGCGCAAGAAGGAGUCCGUCAGCACCUUCUCAGGUCAGUCGGAGAGUGUAAGAGAUGUUCAGUUCAGCAUGAAGGAUUACUUUACUUUUGCUGCUUCCUUUGAGAACGGUAACGUCCAGCUGUGGGACAUCCGGAGGCCUGACCGGUAUGAGAGGAUGUUCACAGCCCACACCGGCCCUGUGUUCUGCUGUGACUGGCACCCCGAUGACAGGGGUUGGCUGGCCACUGGCGGCCGGGACAAGAUGGUGAAGGUGUGGGACAUGACCACCAACCGGGCCAAAGAGAUCUACUGCGUCCAGACCAUUGCCUCGGUGGCACGGGUCAAGUGGCGUCCUGAGAGGAAGUGGCACCUGGCCACCUGCUCCAUGAUGGUGGACCACAACAUCUAUGUGUGGGACGUCCGACGGCCCUUCAUCCCCUUUGCCACCUUCGAGGAGCACAAGGACGUGACCACGGGCAUCGUGUGGCGCCACCAGCAUGACCCCUACUUCCUGCUGUCAGGCUCCAAGGACAGCACGCUCUACCAGCACAUGUUCAAGGACGCCAGCCGGCCCGUGGAUCGGGCCAACCCCGAGGGGCUGUGCUUCGGCCUGUUUGGCGACCUGGCCUUCGCCGCCAAGGAGAGCCUCAUCAGUGGCGACUCCAACAGGAAACCCUACCCGGGUGGCGACCGCCGCUACCCAAUCUUCUUCUUCAAGAAGCCCGAUCUGACGGAGCAGUUUGCCCACGUGUCCAGCGCCCUCAGCGUGUUCGAGUCGUCUCUGGAGAGCAGGCGCAUGGACUGGUUUGUCAAGACGGCGCGCCUCUACCUCCUCGGCGGCAAACCCUUCGCUGAGCUGUGCGACCACAAUGCCAAGGUGGCCAAGGAGCUCAACAGACCUCAGGUUUCUACUACAUGGACGAUGCUUCGGCUCAUGUUCUCAGAUCCAGCGAACCUCUCGACACCUGGUCCAAAUAACAUCAGCAAACUGGGCAACCUUCCUUUAAUGAACAGUUUCAGUAUGAAGGAGAUGGGGACGGAGAGCAGGCUGGACCGUAGUAAAGGAGAGAGCAGACAGGACAACAUUCACCUGGAGCCUGGGAACUCGCUCAUCAACAGCAACAACGAUGAGAAUGAGGAGACCGAGGGGAGUGAGGGACAGGCGGAGUACAUGUUUGGUGACGCUGAGCUGGAUGACGAUGACCUCUACUCUAUGGAGCACGAAAUCCAGGCCGUGGAAGAACAGGAGUACACGCUCCCCCAGGAGGCCUUCCCGCUGCGCCACGAGAUCAUGGACAACCCGUCGGUCCCGGAGCACCUGCAGCAGGACAAGGCCGACUCGCCGCACGCCAGCGGCAACGAGGCGGAGGUCAUGUGCCUGACGCCCAUAGAGUCCCUCUCACUGAUCGCCAUCUCGCAGCCGCUGUUCAGCCCCCACCUUCCCGCCCGCUUCUUCUGCCCCGUGGUCAGGGAGAUGCUGAGCCACUACGCCGAGCAGGGCGACGUGCAGAUGGCGGUCUCGGUGCUCAUCGUCCUGGGAGACCGCAUCCGUAAGGAGAUCAACGACCUCACUCAGGAGCACUGGUACAUGUCCUACAUUGACUUGCUGCAGCGUUUCGAGCUGUGGAACGUGUCCAACGAGGUCAUCAAGCUGAGCACUUGCAGCGCCAUCACCUGUCUGAACCAGACAUCCACCACUCUGCAUGUCAAUUGCAGCAACUGCAAACGGCCCAUGAGCAACAGGGGCUGGAUCUGUGACCGGUGCCACCAGUGUGCCAGUGUUUGUGCCGUGUGCCACCAUGUGGUGAAGGGGCUGUUUGUGUGGUGCCAGGGCUGCAGUCAUGGCGGGCACCUGGAGCACGUGAUGAACUGGUUAAAGAGCAAUUCUCACUGCCCGGCCGGCUGCGGACACCUGUGUGAGUACACCUGACCCUCAGCUCCACCCCCGCCCAGCCGGCUCUCUGUGAGAGGGAGAGCACCUCACCUCACCUGGCUCACGCUGGCCUGCGUCUCACACUCCAGGCUGGCCUCUCCAAAGACUGGGGUCCACAGGGGGGUGGCCAUGGUAGCAGGAUGGCUGUAUUGGAAGAUAGGUCGGUAAGACUGGCGUCCAAUUCAUUAAACCAGUCGGAGAGGAGAACGAGGGAUCAUGUACCUACCGUAUGGAGCACUUAAAAGUUUGGGAUGGGCCCCCUGGCCUAUUCAGUGCUCACUUUGACAAUGACAGAAACUCAAAGUUAAGUGAACACAAUCAUCUGUGCCCGUCAAAAGUUUGGACACACCUACUCAUUCAAGGGUUUUGCUUUAUUUUUACUAUUUUCUACAUUGUAAAAUAAUAGUGAAGACAUCAAAACUAUGAAAUAACACAUAUGGAAUCAUGUAGUAACCAAAGAAGUGUUAAACAAAUCAAAAUAUAUUUUAUAUUCUAAAAAGUACCCACCCUUUGCACACUCUUGGCAUUCUCUCAACCAGCUUCAUGAGGUAGUCACCUGGAAUGCUUUUCCAACAGUCUUGAAUGAGUUCCCACAUAUACUGAGUGCUUGUUGGCUGCUUUUCCUUCACUCUGCAUUCCAACUCUUCCCAAACCAUCUCAAUUGGGUUGAGAUUGGGUGAUUGUGGAGGCCAGAUCAUCUGAUACAGCACUCCAUCACUCUCCUUCUUGGUCAAAUAGCCCUUACACAGCCAGGAAGUGUGUUUUGUGUUAUUGUCCUGUUUGAAAAACAAAUGAUAGUCCCACUAAGUGCAAACCAGAUGGGAUGGCAUAUCGCUGUAGAAUGCUGUGGGAGCAAUGCUGGUUAAGUGUGCCUUGAAUUCUAAAUAAAUCACCGACAGUGUCUACAGCAAAGCACCAUCACACCUCCUCCAUGCUUCACUGUGGGAACCACACAUGUGGAGAUCAUCCGUUGACCUACUUCGCAUCUCACAAAGACUGCGGUUGGAACCCAAAAUCUCAAAUUUUGACUCAUCAGACCAAAGGACAGAUUUCCACCGGUCUAAUGUCCAUUGCUCGUGUUUCUUGGCCCAAGCAAGUCUCUUCUACUUAUUGGUGUCCUUAUAGUGGUUUCUUUGCAGAAAAUUGACCAUAAGGGCCUGAUUUAUGCAGUCUCCUCUGAACAGUUGAUGUUGAGAUGUCUGUUACUUUAACUCUGUGAGGUGCAAUCUGAGAUGCAGUUAAUUGCAGAUUUCUGAGGCUGGUAACUAAUGAACUUAUCCUCUCCAGUAGAGGUAACUCUGGGUCUUCUUUUCCUGUGGCAGUCCUGAUGAGAGCCAGCUUUAUUAUAGCUCUUGAUGGUUUUUACGACUGCACUUGAAAAAACUUUCAAAGUUCUUGAAAUUUUCCAGAUUAACAGACCUUCAUGUCUUAAAGUAAUGAUGGACUGUCGUUUCUCUUUGCUUAUUUGAGCUGUUCUUGCCAUAAUAUGGACUUGGUCUUUAUAUUCUGUAUACCACCCCUACCUUGUGACAACACAACUGAUAGGCUCAAACACAUUAAGUAAAGUAAUUCCACAAAUUAACUUAAGGCACACCUGUUAAUUGAAAUGCAUUCCAGUUGACUCCCUCAUGAAGCUGGUUGAGAGAAUGCUGAGUGUGCAAAGCUGUCAUCAAGGCUACUUUGAAAAACCUAAAAUAUAUUUUGAUUUGUUUGAACACUUUUUUUUGGUUACUACAUAAUUCCAUGUGUUAUUUCAUAGUGUUGUCUUCACUAUUAUUCUACAAAGUAGACAAUAAAGAAAAAUCCUUGAAUCAGUAGGUGUGCUCACACUUUUGACUGGUACUGUAUAUUUGCUGAAAUGGCCUUUUGUUUUUGUAAUUCAGUGUGUUGCUCAGCUGGGCGGAACAGUUUGCUCUUCUAAAUGGAUCAUUUGUAUGUAAAUAGCGAUAAAGAUGUCUGUCUUGAUGUGGACUUUAUUCAUCAGAUAACUAAUCUCCAGCACUGUUUUCUAUGGCAAUAAAACAUUUUGUGAAGCUCA
Molecule: messenger RNA, 4783 nt
Organism: Salmo salar (Atlantic salmon)
Lineage: Eukaryota; Metazoa; Chordata; Actinopteri; Salmoniformes; Salmonidae
Gene: wdr24
Product: WD repeat domain 24
Biological process (GO): positive regulation of TORC1 signaling; positive regulation of macroautophagy; cellular response to amino acid starvation
Cellular component (GO): cytosol; vacuolar membrane; GATOR2 complex
Molecular function (GO): protein binding
Source: RefSeq, a predicted model, not a curated record